UUCGGAACUAAAGUGAAAGAAAAGAAAAAUAAAAAAACAUACCCAUAAUAAUAAUAACAUAACACACAUAAAUUGGCUUAUUUAUGAAUUUUUUUGGGCACGUAACAAAAACAUAAUACUUAAGGUGUAAAUGUGAUGACUAAAAAACAAACAAACCAAUAUAAUUAACAACUAACUAACAAAGAUAUCGAAACGAAACAAAAGAGCAGAACAAAUAAUGCCAGGCCUUAUUAGCCCCAAAUUGGUAGAACCAAAAAACUGAUCGAAAUCGAAAAGAAACAAACUGAGAAUCAUUGAAUUAACCCAAGAAAGCCCACGAAUGCAGCCAACAUUGCCACAAGCCGCUGGGACAGCCGAUAUGGAUCUGACGGCUGUUCAAUCAAUCAACGAUUGGUUUUUCAAAAAGGAGCAAAUUUAUUUAUUGGCACAAUUUUGGCAACAGGUAAUAUUCCCACUUCAUUGCUCUCAUUCUGAAUUCCGCGCCACUCUGGCCGAGAAGGAAGUGAACACACUCAAAGAGCAGCUAUCCACCGGCAAUCCCGAGAGCAACCUCAGCAGCGACAACAGCGACACAGCAGCAGCGGCAGCAGUUGUUGCAGGUGCAACAGCAACCAACGACAGCGAGGAGGAGCAGCAGCAACAGCAGGCGGGUAUCGGCGGCAUAUUGGAGAGCGACAGCGACAAGCUGCUGAACAGCUCCAUUGUUGCAGCGGCCAUAACGCUGCAGCAGCAGAACGGCAGCAAUCUGCUGGCGAACACAAAUACGCCGUCGCCCUCGCCGCCGUUGCUCAGCGCCGAGCAGCAGCAGCAGUUGCAGAGCGGUUUGCAACAGAGCGGCGGUGUCGGUGGUGUCGGCGCCUGCCUCAACCCGAAGCUCUUCUUCAACCACGCCCAGCAGAUGAUGAUGAUGGAGGCGGCAGCUGCGGCAGCAGCGGCGGCAUUGCAACAACAGCAGCAACAGCAAUCGCCGUUGCAUUCGCCGGCGAACGAAGUUGCAAUAGCCACAGAACAGCCAGAAGUUGCAGUUGCAGCAGCAGCAGCAGCAGCAGCAGCUCCAGUUGCCACUAGCAACAUCAAGAGCGGCAGCAACAGCAGCAGCAUCAAUCACACCGGCAACAAUAGCAGUCAGCAGGACGAGGAGGAACUGGACGAGGAUGAGGAGGACGAGGAGGAGGACGAGGACGAGGACGAUGAGGAGGAGAAUGCCUCGAUGCAAUCGAACGCUGAUGAUAUGGAGCUGGAUGCACCGCAAGAAACCAGAACUGAGCCGAGUGCAACAACCCAACAGCAGCAGCAGCAGCAGCAGGAUACAGAUCUUGAGGAGCCCAAGGAUGCGGGGGAGGCUAGUUUAAAUGUUAGCAAUAAUCAUACAACCGAUAGCAAUAAUAGUUGUAGUCGAAAGAACAACAAUGGCGGCAAUGAGAGUGAGCAACAUGUGGCCAAUUCGGCUGAGGACGAUGAUUGCGCCAACAACAACACAAAUACCAGCAAUAACAACAACACCACCAGCAACACAGCCACCAGCAACACCAACAACAAUAACAACAACAACAACAACAGCAGCAGCGGCAACAGCGAGAAGCGCAAGAAGAAGAACAAUAACAACAACAAUGGCCAGCCUGCUGUUUUAUUAGCUGCCAAAGAUAAAGAGAUUAAAGCACUUCUGGACGAGCUGCAGCGCUUGAGGGCACUGGAGCAGACGCAUUUGGUGCAAAUCCAGCGAUUGGAGGAGCAUCUGGAGGUCAAGCGGCAGCACAUAAUGCGAUUGGAGGCGCGUCUGGACAAGCAGCAGAUCAAUGAGGCACUGGCCGAGGCCACCGCCUUGGCGGCCGCUGCUGCCACCAACAACAACAACAACAGCCAGAGCAGCGACAACAACAAGAAGCUGAGCACCGCCACCGCACCGCUGGAAGCCUCCUCAUCGAUUGGCGAUCUGGCAGAGGCCACAAAGGCCACCGUUCCGGCGGAGGACGAGGACGAGGACGAGGAUCAGGCCAUGCUGGUGGACUCCGAGGAGGCGGAGGAGAAGCCAGAGGAGCCGCAUCACGAGGAGGACGACGAGGAGGAGGAGGAGGAGGCCGAGGAUCGGGAGGCGGUCAAUGCCACCACCACCGACAGCAACGAGCUCAAAAUCAAAAAGGAACAGCACAGUCCGCUGGAUCUGAAUGUGCUCAGUCCGCAAUCGGCCAUCGCCGCAGCAGCUGCAGCCGCCGCUGCCGCCGCCUGCGCCAACGACCCCAACAAAUUCCAGGCGCUGCUCAUCGAGCGGACCAAAGCUCUGGCCGCCGAGGCGCUCAAGAAUGGCGCCAGUGAUGCCAUCAGCGAAGAAAUCAACCGAAAUGCAGAUGAUGAUGAAGAUGAAGUAGUGUCGCCAGCAGCAACUGCUGCAACACUGGCAACAUCUGCAACACAUGCAGUAGCAACAUCAGCCACAUCAAGUGAUAAGCUGCCAAACGAAACGGAAGCGAAAGCUGGCACCGAAAUGGCGCCCAAACAGGAAGUCGAAGAUGAGGAUGACGAUGAGGUGAUCCUGCCGGAGCAACUGGUCAACGAUUAUUGGCGACGAGGUUUCGAAUCGGGGAAUGCAAAUAGCACCAGCAGCACCGCAAUGCCAGGGAGCAAAACGCCAACAAUUUAUCAAAAUCUUAGGGCCGAGCAGCAGGCAGCACAAUUGCUGCCGCCACCGCCACCUCCACCACCGCCACCACUCCCGCAGCAACAACAGCAAUCACAACAGCAGCAACAUCUACACUUUCCACAGCAACAACAACAACAACAACAGCAGCAGCAGCAACAUGGACCCUCGUCCACAGCACUGCUUAGUCAACUGGUUAACUCAACAUUUUCCAACUCUUCCAACUCUUCCCGCCUAGAUGCCCACCACCACCACCAACACCAACAGCAGCAGCAGCAGCACCUUCACCAGCAACACCACCAGCAACAGCAACACCACCAGCAACAUCUCCAUCAGCAACACCACCACCAUCUGCAGCAGAACAGCGGCAGCAACAGCAGCAAUCCAGCGGCCAACGACAGUUUGAACCACCACCAUGGACACCAUCUGCACGGGCACGGCCUGCUGCAUCCUUCGGCGGCGCACCACCUGCACCACCAGGCGGCGACCGAGUCCGGUUCGAAUUCGAGCACACCGACAACGGGCGUGGGUGCUGGCAACAAUCCGAGCAACAAUGGAUCGUCGAACAGCAGCAGCAACACGGCCAACAGCACCACCGCCCAAUUGGCCGCCAGUUUGGCCAGCACCCUCAACGGCGGCAAGUCGCUGCUGCAGGAGGACAGCAAUGGACUGGCCGCCGCCGCCAUGGCCGCUCAUGCCCAGCAUGCGGCGGCCUUGGGACCGGGCUUUCUGCCCGGCCUGCCGGCCUUUCAAUUUGCCGCCGCCCAAGUGGCCGCCGGUGGCGAUGGACGGGGUCACUAUCGGUUUGCCGACUCGGAACUGCAGUUGCCGCCGGGUGCCUCGAUGGCCGGGCGGCUGGGUGAAUCGCUGAUACCCAAGGGGGAUCCCAUGGAGGCCAAGCUGCAGGAGAUGCUGCGCUACAACAUGGACAAGUACGCCAACCAGGCACUGGACACCCUGCACAUCUCGCGUCGCGUAAGGGAACUGCUGUCGGUGCACAACAUUGGCCAGCGGCUGUUCGCCAAGUACAUCCUGGGCCUGUCCCAGGGCACCGUCUCCGAGCUGCUGAGCAAACCCAAGCCUUGGGACAAGCUGACGGAGAAGGGACGCGACAGCUAUCGCAAAAUGCACGCCUGGGCCUGCGACGACAAUGCCGUCAUGCUCCUCAAGUCGCUGAUACCCAAGAAAGACUCUGGCCUGCCGCAGUACGCGGGUCGCGGAGCCGGCGGCGCUGGCGGCGAUGACUCCAUGUCGGAGGACCGCAUUGCCCACAUCCUCAGCGAGGCCUCCUCGCUGAUGAAGCAGAGCAGCGUGGCGCAGCAGCAUCGGGAGCACCAGGAGCGCCGCGGCCACGAGGACUCGCACAGCAACGAGGACAGCAAGUCGCCGCCGCAGAGCUGCACCUCGCCGUUCUUCAAGGUGGAGCAGCAGCUGAAGCAGCACCAGCACCACAAUCCCGACCAGGCCGCCGCCGCCGGCCUACAGCGUGAGCGGGAGCGGGACCGGGAGCACCGGGAGCGGGAGCGGGAGCAGCAGCAGCGGCUGCGGCACGAGGACCUGGCCCAGGACAAGAUGGCCCGUCUCUACCAGGAGCUCAUCGCCCGCACUCCGCGCGAGACGGCCUUUCCAAACUUCCUCUUCUCACCCUCGCUCUUCGGAGGAGCAGCCGGAAUGCCGGGAGCGGCCAGCAACGCCUUUCCCGCCAUGGCCGAUGAGAACAUGCGGCACGUCUUCGAGCGGGAGUUCGCCAAGCUGCAGCAGCACCAGCAGCAACAGGCGGCCCAGGCCCAGUUCCCCAACUUCUCCAGCCUGAUGGCCCUGCAGCAGCAGGUGCUGAACGGUGCCCAGGACCUCUCGCUGGCCGCCGCCGCCGCCAAGGACAUCAAGCUGAACGGCCAGCGAUCCUCGCUGGAGCACAGUGCCGGCAGCAGCAGUUGCUCGAAGGAUGGCGAGCGGGACGAGGCGUAUCCGAGUUCGCUGCAUGGUCGCAAGUCCGAGGGCGGCGGCACACCCGCCCCACCAGCUCCCCCCUCAGCGGGCCAGUCGGUCGGUGGCGGAGGUGUAGGAGCAACGGGACCAGUGGGGGGGGCCAGCGGGAACUCGGCGGCGCCCAGUCCGCUGAGCAACUCCAUCCUGCCGCCGGCACUGAGCAGCCAGGGUGAGGAGUUCGCGGCCACCGCGAGUCCGCUGCAGCGGAUGGCCUCCAUCACCAACUCGCUGAUCACCCAGCCGCCGGUGACGCCGCACCACAGCACACCGCAGCGACCCACCAAGGCGGUCCUGCCGCCGAUCACCCAGCAGCAGUUCGACAUGUUCAACAACCUGAACACCGAGGACAUUGUGCGGCGCGUGAAGGAGGCCCUCUCGCAGUACUCCAUCUCGCAGCGUCUGUUCGGCGAGUCCGUGCUGGGCCUGUCCCAGGGAUCCGUCUCCGACCUGCUGGCCCGGCCCAAGCCCUGGCACAUGCUCACCCAGAAGGGACGCGAGCCCUUCAUCCGCAUGAAGAUGUUCCUGGAGGAUGAGAAUGCGGUGCACAAGCUGGUGGCCAGCCAGUACAAGAUCGCGCCCGAGAAGCUGAUGCGGACGGGCAGCUACAGCGGCAGUCCGCAGAUGCCCCAAGGAUUGGCCAGCAAGAUGCAGGCCGCCUCGCUGCCCAUGCAGAAGAUGAUGAGCGAACUGAAGCUGCAGGAGCCGGCGCAGGCGCAGCACCUGAUGCAGCAGAUGCAGGCGGCGGCCAUGUCGGCGGCGAUGCAGCAGCAGCAGCAGCAGGUGGCCCAGGCGCAGCAGCAGGCGCAGCAAGCGCAGCAGGCGCAACAGCAUCUGCAGCAGCAGGCGCAGCAGCACUUGGCGCAGCAGCAGGCACAGCAGCAUCUGGCGCAGCAGCAGCAGCAUCCCCAUCAGCAGCAUCAUCAGGCUGCGGCAGCGGCUGCCGCACUGCAUCACCAGAGCAUGCUCCUCACCUCGCCCGGCCUGCCGCCCCAGCAUGCCAUCAGCCUGCCCCCGUCGGCGGGCGGCGUCCAGCCGGGCGGUCCCGGCGGACCGGGCAACUCGAGUGCCUCCAACAGCGAGAAGAAGCCGAUGCUGAUGCCAGUCCAUGGCACAAACGCCAUGCGCAGUCUGCACCAGCACAUGUCGCCCACCGUGUACGAGAUGGCCGCGCUGACCCAGGACCUGGACACCCACGACAUCACCACCAAGAUCAAGGAGGCCCUGCUGGCCAACAACAUUGGCCAGAAGAUAUUCGGCGAGGCCGUGCUGGGCCUGUCCCAGGGAUCGGUGUCCGAGCUGCUCAGCAAGCCGAAGCCCUGGCACAUGCUCUCCAUCAAGGGCAGGGAGCCCUUCAUCCGGAUGCAGCUGUGGCUGAGCGAUGCCAACAACGUGGAGCGACUGCAGCUGCUCAAGAACGAGCGGCGGGAGGCCAGCAAGCGGCGCAGGAGCACGGGCCCCAAUCAGCAGGACAACAGCAGCGACACCUCCAGCAACGACACCAACGACUUCUACACCAGCAGUCCGGGUCCCGGAUCCGUGGGAUCGGGCGUGGGCGGGGCACCGCCGAGCAAAAAGCAGCGCGUCCUCUUCUCCGAGGAGCAGAAGGAGGCCCUGCGGCUGGCCUUCGCCCUCGAUCCGUAUCCCAAUGUGGGCACCAUUGAGUUUCUGGCCAACGAACUGGGCCUGGCCACGCGGACGAUCACCAACUGGUUCCACAACCAUCGCAUGCGCUUGAAGCAACAGGUGCCACACGGUCCCGCCGGCCAGGACAAUCCGAUUCCGAGUCGCGAGAGCACCAGUGCCACGCCCUUCGAUCCCGUCCAGUUCCGCAUCCUGCUGCAGCAGCGCCUGGUCGAGCUGCACAAGGAGCGGAUGGGCUUGGGCGGCGCCCCCAUUCCCUAUCCGCCGUACUUUGCCGCCGCCGCCCUGCUCGGACGCAGUCUGGCGGGGAUUCCCGGCGCAGCGGCUGCGGCUGGAGCAGCUGCAGCAGCCGCAGCAGUCGGCGCCUCUGGCGGCGAUGAGCUGCAGGCCCUCAACCAGGCCUUCAAGGAGCAGAUGAGCGGCCUGGACCUGUCGAUGCCCACGCUGAAGCGGGAGCGCAGCGACGACUACCAGGACGACCUCGAGCUGGAUGGCGGCGGCGGCCAUCCGCUGAGCGACAACGAGUCGCUGGAGGGUCAGGAGCCGGAGGACAAGACCACCACCGACUACGAGAAGGCGCUGCACAAGUCCGCCCUCGCCGCCGCCGCCGCCUACAUGUCCAAUGCGGUGCGCAGCUCGCGCCGCAAGCCCGCCGCCCCCCAGUGGGUGAAUCCCGCCGGGGCGGUGACCAAUCCCAGUGCCGUCGUCGCCGCCGUCGCAGCGGCGGCAGCGGCAGCGGCGGACAGCGAGCGGAUCAUCAACGGGGUGUGCGUGAUGCAGGCCUCCGAGUAUGGACGCGACGAUCCCGAUAAGCCAUCCGCCACGGAUGCCGGCGGCGAUUCCGACCAUGAGCAUGCCCAGCUGGAGAUCGACCAGCGCUUCAUGGAGCCCGAGGUGCACAUCAAGCAGGAGGACGACGACGACGAUGUGGAGCAACUGGGUGGCCUGGCCAAUCUUGUGGACAACAACGAGGACUCCACGGCCAGCGAUCAGAAGCUCAAGGUCGUCAACGAGGAGAAGCUGCGCAUGGUGCGAGUGCGGCGACUGAGCAGCACUGGCGGCGGAUCCGCCGAGGAGAUGCCCGCCCCACUGGCCCCACCACCACCCCCUCCCAGCGGGGAGGCCACCACCGGCAGCAGCAGCACCAACAGCAGCAGCAGCAACAUCAGCAGCAGCAACAGCAACAGCAGCAACACCACACCGGCAGUAACCACCGCAUCUGGUGCAACCACGGCAGCCGGUUGGAAUUACUAGAGGAACUAUAUAAGAAUUCAGUGCAAUGUAGAGAGAAGCGUUUACUUGUGAUUAAGUUUGAAUAUUUAAACGGUGUGUGAGGACCCAGGAGACAUGCAUACAUGCAUCUAUAUAUGCAUAUAUAUAUAGCACUUAGGCCCUAGAAAACUCUAUUUUUUUUUUUGUUUUUUUUUUUCAUUAAACAUUAACUACUAAAUAUAGGCGUUAGUUGUAGCCGGUAAGGUAGCCUUAGGUUGAGCAGUUGUAAUAGAUGUAGCUAAAAGUUUAGAGACGCUAUGCGAUUACGAUGGUGGAGAGCAGCGCAAAAGUAUUAAUGAAAAGUAAACCCCAUUUAAGACCCCCGGCUUGCCGAAGAACUUUAACCAAAACGUCGAGAUCCAAUUGAUAGUGAAAGAUUUGAUCUUGCAAAGAUGUUCGAUUUCGAUUUCGAUUUUUCGAUUUGUUUCUACUUGAAGACUGUAAGCAAAGGCGGUAGGAUUGAUAACUACACACGUAAUUCUAUUCUAUAUAUACAUAUUUUUUUUUUGAGAAACUAUUAUAUGAUUAUUAGCAGUUUAGCUGGUUAAGUGUAAAUAAAUGAAUGAAUAAAUAAAUGAUGAUCACGUAGAUGACGAUGAUAGUGUACAUAGAUUUCUCGCGAGGCAUGAUCUUGCUGACGUUCUUCCUAAAAAUCCAACCUUCUACCACCCUCAGCAACCGACUUGUUUAACUAUCUUUUGAUCUCAAGCAAAAAACAAAAAAACAAAAACAAAGCAAAACGAAAUGAAGUGAAAUGAAAUGAAAUGAAAUGAAAUGAAACAAAACGAAACAGAUAUUGAAAGGGAAUUGUGGAAGGCGUGGAGUGAAUAUCCAAAGUAAAAGAUAGUUAAAGGCCAAGCAGAAGUGCAGCGAGCAUAAAGUUUUCCCCUAUUUUGUUGCCCAAAAUAAAGUAAUAUGACGAUGAGGAAUAGAAGGCGAAUCGAGAAAAAUAUAUAACAAUAAACUUUGUAAAUUCUGAAUUUACAUAAAAAUCACACACACACCCACAAACACAAACAAAAAACACACACACAAAUUGA
Molecule: messenger RNA, 8577 nt
Organism: Drosophila rhopaloa
Lineage: Eukaryota; Metazoa; Arthropoda; Insecta; Diptera; Drosophilidae
Gene: cut
Product: homeobox protein cut
Exons: 9
Coding region: 320-7519 (2399 amino acids)
Biological process (GO): regulation of DNA-templated transcription
Molecular function (GO): DNA binding; DNA-binding transcription factor activity, RNA polymerase II-specific
Source: RefSeq, a predicted model, not a curated record